AUGCAACUCACUCGUUUAUCUGCCGUCCUUCUUCUCUCCGGAGCCUACGCUGCAGUAGCACCGGAAGGUCCUGCGCCCACCGAGAUCCCGGGUGGUUGCAACCCAGCUCAUCCUGGAAGCUGUCCCGAGACUGCCACUGAGAUUCCCGGAGGUCUGGGCUGCAAUCCUGCUCACCCUGGCAGCUGCCCUACCCCAACUGAUAUUCCCGGUGGAUGUAACCCAGCGCAUCCCGGCAGCUGCCCUACUCCUACCGAGAUCCCUGGAGGCUGCAACCCAGCUCACCCUGGAAGCUGCCCCGAAUCCACCGAAAUCCCCGGUGGUCUGGGCUGCAACCCAGCUCAUCCUGGCAGCUGCCCUGAGUCCACCCAAAUCCCUGGUGGAUGUAACACUGCUCACCCAGGUAGCUGCCCUACGCCAACCGAGAUCCACGGAGGUUGCAACCCAGCGCAUCCCGGCAGCUGUCCUACUCCUACUGGAAUCCCCGGUGGCUGCAACCCCGCUCACCCCGGAAGCUGCCCCAGCGUGACCGUGGUGUCCGGUAGCUCGACCUACCUCUCCCCCGUCGCCGCCGUGACCCCAUCUGGCUUCAGCAGCAUCGCUGGUAUUCCUGGUGGCUGCAACCCAGCUCACCCUGGAAGCUGCCCCAGCGUGACUGUUGUGUCUGGCAGCUCCACCUACAUGUCCCCUGUUCCUGUUGCUACUUCCUCUGGCAAGUUCUCGGGUAAUCUGACGUAA
This is a messenger RNA of Aspergillus oryzae RIB40, 735 nucleotides long. RefSeq lists its product as uncharacterized. NCBI's taxonomy places the organism in Eukaryota, Fungi, Ascomycota, Eurotiomycetes, Eurotiales, Aspergillaceae. The record is from RefSeq and is a predicted model, not a curated record. Bases 1 to 735 code for a protein of 244 amino acids. The transcript has a single exon.